UGAAUUUAAAUGCUACUGUGAAGGUAGUUUUAGUUUGACAAAGUCAUGGAUUGUUAGUUGUUUAAUUCAGUUUGCUCUUUAAUUUUAUCAUAAUAAUCGACAACUAAGAUUCGAAAUUAAACAUGGUUGUCACCGAUCCUACUAACUACUUGCAAUUAAACAAAUGGAUGAGUUGUCUACCCAAUAAAUUGCAGCAUACUCCACUUAAUUUAAUUUCAAUCCCAGGUUCACACGAUUCCGCUUCCUAUUCACUAAGACAUGGGCGAGGUUUGGCACCAGACAGAUCAUGGGAUGGAGCAUUCACUGCAAUCCAUUUGUUUCCCAAGUUGACUGGACGUUUUGUGAUCAAAAAAUGGUUCAAAACACAAAGGGUUGAUGUUCUUGAUCAACUCAACCAUGGUGUACGAUAUUUUGACCUUCGUGUUGCCUCUGAUCCUUGUGAUGGAGAUCUCUACUUUGUUCAUGGGCUGUAUGGUGAUAAGAUAAUCUCAUUACUCAGACCUAUGCGAGAUUUUUUGGAUGAAAACCAACAAGAAAUUGUUUUUCUUGAUUUUCAACAUUUCCACCAAGUAUCCCAUGCUCAACAUCAUAUUCUGAUCAAUGGAUUGAUCCAAUUGUUUGGCAGUAAAAUUUGCCCAUAUGUUAAAUAUCGACGUAUUGAGGAACUGACUUUAGCCGAAAUGUGGUCUAAAAAAUAUCAGAUUAUUAUCUUUUACCGUGAUGAUGAUUUAACUGGAAGAUAUAAUGAACUUUGGCCUGGUUCUAUGUUACUCAAUCCUUGGGGAAACACAGCUUGUCAGUCAAAAUUGAUUCCUUUCUUGUGGUCAGGCCUAUCAUCCCGUCCCAUGGAUAAAUUUUAUGUCCAUCAGGCCAUUUUAUCUCCAUCCAAAGCUUUAGUGAUUCGCAAUAUUUGCAACAAUCUUUAUUCACGCCUUUCGAAAAAUGGAAAUCAGAAAAUUGAAGAAUGGCUUUUGGAAGUUAAAAAGACUAAUUUCAAACCCAAUAUAAUUAUGGUUGAUUUUGUUGAUUACAGUGAUUAUAUUUUGGCAAAAAGGACUAUUUUAAUCAAUUAUGACUAUCUUGAUAUGCGAUGAUAAAAUGUUUACCAUAAUAUUUGCUUGUUAUUUUUUAUAUCAUCUACUUAGGAUAUCAUUAAUUUCCAACAAUAUCAAUUAUUAUUGUUAAUUUUAUUGCUGUACAAAUGCAUGUGUAUAUUUAGAAAUACUAUCAUAUUAAACGAUCUUUUUUUCUCG
This is a messenger RNA of Tetranychus urticae (two-spotted spider mite), 1253 nucleotides long. RefSeq names its product PI-PLC X domain-containing protein 2. Gene Ontology annotation, biological process: lipid metabolic process. Gene Ontology annotation, molecular function: phosphoric diester hydrolase activity. NCBI's taxonomy places the organism in Eukaryota, Metazoa, Arthropoda, Arachnida, Trombidiformes, Tetranychidae. The record is from RefSeq and is a predicted model, not a curated record.